AUGAAGGUCAACAAGAACGUCUUCCGGGUGAACAGCCCCCUCAACCAAAACAUUGUCAUGGGAUGCAUCUUGUUCUGUCUCCCUGGCAUAUAUGUAGCCUUGACCGGCCUAGGUGCUGGAGGUGGCCGGCCUUCCUCGGCCUCUGUCGCCAACGAGACCAAUGCCAUCUUAUAUGGCUUGUUCGCCUUGUGUGCCUGGCUGGCAGGUACCGUCAUCAAUUUGCUGGGGCCUCGCAUCAGCAUCGUCAUUGGAAGCAUCGGGUACCCUCUGUACAUUGGAGGCCUGUGGUAUUUUGACCGCACCGGCCACAGCUGGUUUCCUCUGUGGGGGGGUGCCAUGUUAGGCAUUCUCUGUGGCAUUCUGUUGACGGCCGCCGCUUUCAUCCAGUUCGCUUAUCCAGAAGAGAAAGAUAAAGGCCUCUUUAUCAGCAUGCAAUUCAUGAUGAAAGCAUCCGGUGCCUUUGUGGGUGCGCUCAUUGCGUUCUGCGCCAACGUCCACGAGAAAAAAGCCGUGGGAGUGUCUACGGCCGUGUACUCGGUUUUCAUCGCCAUUCAAACAAGUUCGAUCCUGCUUGCGGUGUUUUUCAUCACCGAUCCAAAAAAGGUGGUGCGCAACGAUGGUAGACACAUUGCCAUCUUUAAAGCUCCAACCCUUGUCGAUGGGCUCAAGGAUCUGGGCAAGGCUUUCCUCGACAAACGUCUUCUGAUCCUGUUUCCCGCCAUGCUGGUUUGUGAAAUGCCCCUGGCCAUGGUCAGCACGAUUAACGCCUUCUACUUCAAUCUCCGCACUCGAUCGCUCAACAACAUGUGUUUCCAGUUCAUCCAGAUCCUGAUGCCAUAUCUGUUGAUCUAUGUCCUUGACAGCAAACGGAUUGCCAGUCGUCGCCGGCGAGGAGCGAUUGGUGUGGUUAUCAUGGGCACCCUCGCCAUCGGAGCCUGUAUUGGCUUGUAUAUCUGGCUUGACGUGGUCCAUUAUGCCGACAUCAAGACUUCUCCUGCGGUUGACUGGCAAGAUUCGCACUUUCCGGGCAUUUUUGUCAUUUACAUUCUCUUUGGAGCCAUUUUCGCCGGCUUCCAGGUCGUGGUUGAGUGGAUCCUAUCGGCUCUCACAAAUGAACCAUCGACACUGGCACAAUUUGCUGGCAUGGUGAAAGGCACCUCCAGCCUUGGGAUGUGUAUCUCUUUCGUGGUCGCGGCCCAGAAGGUGCCGACAGUCGGCCAACUGAGUUUGCAGUUCAGUCUGUACGUGCUCGGUAUAGCAGGCCUCUUCUGGGUUCUCUUCUUCCACGUCAAGGAGACAAACUACUUUAUCGAGGAGACUGUCAUUGUCCCCCGCCAUGUGGAAGAGGAGACGAUGGGGAAGCUCGGUACUGAUCAGCAGCGAGAGGCCGAGUAUAUCAAAGAGCAUAUUGCGACUCAGCAAGCAGCAGCAGGGGUGACGAGUCUUGAGGAGGAUAAUGUGGAGAUGCAAACCUCCACCAUCGCACAGAAAUGA
This is a messenger RNA of Capronia epimyces CBS 606.96, 1494 nucleotides long. RefSeq lists its product as uncharacterized. The transcript has 5 exons. The record is from RefSeq and is a predicted model, not a curated record. Lineage: Eukaryota; Fungi; Ascomycota; Eurotiomycetes; Chaetothyriales; Herpotrichiellaceae. The coding region runs from base 1 to 1494 and encodes 497 amino acids.